This is a messenger RNA of Heterobasidion irregulare TC 32-1, 180 nucleotides long. RefSeq lists its product as uncharacterized. The record is from RefSeq and is a predicted model, not a curated record. Lineage: Eukaryota; Fungi; Basidiomycota; Agaricomycetes; Russulales; Bondarzewiaceae. The transcript has a single exon. The annotation marks the transcript as partial.
GACGAUGACGGUCCUAAAAUCGCGAACGAGUUCUACCGUCGCGAUUUCAACGACCACGCCGACGGCUCGGCCCCCGACACCACGGAAUCUGCGCGAGCGCUCCACAUCACAGUCAAGAAGCUGCGCGCCCAGUACAACGAGCGCUCGUUCGUUCGCUGGGUGCCAUUUGUUCACUACGGG